AUGGCUUCCUACACCUACAAAGAGCUUUACGGCGGCGCAAUCAACGCCGUUAUCCCAGAAGGCUGGCUAGACGCAAGCGACCUCCGCCAAAUACCCAACCACCAAGAACUCUUUCUGUCCCCGACAACCCUCUCUAAUCUCAUCAUUGAGAUCAACGAACGCGUCUCGGAAGAGACCGCCCUCUCUUCUCUACAAUCGAACCCGAACCCCGACAUCCUAGGCCCGAACCCCGCGGCGAGCCCAGAGACAAUUGACAAAGCAGCAGCCUUAUACCAUCUAAACGACAUACGCGACGCCGAUGCCGAUAUACUCCGCAUCGUGACUCCGCCCCAACCUGUAUCCCUGGCGAAGCUGCCUCGCGCAAAGGCAUACAAGGGUCUCGUCGUGAUGACUACGCUGGGAAGGGUUUGCCCUGGAGUCCCAGCAUCAUCCAUUGGCGGUGCGGCGGCGGGGUCGAGUGUUGAUGGGGCGCUAGGAUCCAGCACCAGCGUGCACUAUUUGCUUGUCAGGCUUGAAGAUCAGGAAACGGACAUCUUGAUUUUCUUCAAUGUGCCGCAUAAAGAAUUUCAUGAAAAGGGGGAACCGAGGGGACUGGCGAAGGAGGAGGAAUUGGCGAGUGAGACUGUUAAUGGCUUGAUAAGGCAGUUGGAAAUUGUGGACUGGGGUUUAUUUGGCGGCUGA
Molecule: messenger RNA, 681 nt
Organism: Aspergillus calidoustus
Lineage: Eukaryota; Fungi; Ascomycota; Eurotiomycetes; Eurotiales; Aspergillaceae
Source: the annotation of a GenBank genome assembly